Messenger RNA from Numida meleagris (helmeted guineafowl), 2821 nucleotides. RefSeq names its product SAM and SH3 domain containing 3 (gene SASH3). Bases 367 to 1503 code for a protein of 378 amino acids. The transcript has 8 exons. Gene Ontology annotation, biological process: positive regulation of B cell proliferation; positive regulation of adaptive immune response; positive regulation of immunoglobulin production. Gene Ontology annotation, cellular component: cytoplasm; nucleus. Lineage: Eukaryota; Metazoa; Chordata; Aves; Galliformes; Numididae. The record is from RefSeq and is a predicted model, not a curated record. Gene Ontology annotation, molecular function: protein binding.
ACCCUGACCCCAACACAACCCCAACCCUGCGCCCCACGCAGGGGUUGGCCAAGUGCACGGCAAUGGGAUGCGGGGGGCAGGAUGGGCACCUCUCCCUCUGCCUGGGGACACGCGGAGCCCAGCAGCACAGUGGAGAUGGGUGUGAGGGCAUGACGCCGGCACCGCUCCGGGGUGCUGGGCAGGGCGGCCGCUUCGAGGAGGGCUUCCUUCCUCCUGGCCCAGGCUGCGCACCCUGAAGCCGUGCGGCUCAGAGCUCUCAUGUGACCACGGGCUUCCUGUGCGCUUCCCAGCGGCGGUGCCGACGCUUCGGUUCGUGCCCUGCCAGGCGCUGCCCCAGCGCUGCGCCGUGCCCCGGCACCCAGCACCAUGCUGCGCCGCAAGUCCUCCAACGCCAGCGAGAAGGAGCCGGGCCACAGGAAGCUCUCCCUGCAGCGCUCCAGCAGCUUCAAGGACUUCGCCAAGUCCAAAGUCAGCUCCCCGGUGGCGAGCGAGAAGGAGUUCAACCUGGAGGAGAACAUCCCCGAGGAUGAGCCCAGCAGCGCGGGCCCCGAGGAGGCGGCGCGGGGCAGUGGCAGCGGGAUGAAGCUGAGCAAGAAGUGGCGGGCGGUCAUCUCCCGCACCAUGAACCGCAAGAUGGGCCGCAUGGCCGUGCGGGCGCUGGCCGAGGGGAAGGCGGAGGUGGAGGAAGAGGGGUGUCCAUCCCCUCUGCCCUCAGCCGGAGGGGAGGAGCCGAGCCACGAGAAGAUGCCGCUGGCCUACUUGGAGAUGGAGGAGGAUGCACACCCGUCCUUCAGCCGCCAGCUGUCCAGCGGCAGUGAGGGGCUCAGCCCCAGCCAGGACAGCCCACAGCUAGAAGGCAGCAGCCCAGCCUACACCGGGCCUUUCUGCGGCAGAGCCCGCGUGCACACCGACUUCACGCCAAGCCCCUACGACAAGGACUCGCUGAAGCUGCGGAAAGGGGACAUCAUUGGCAUCAUCGAGAAGCCGCCCGUGGGCACCUGGACGGGGCUGCUCAACAACAAGGUGGGCUCCUUCAAGUUCAUCUACGUGGACGUCAUCCCCGAGGAGACAGCCCCCACCCGCAAGAGCCGGGGCCAGGGCAAGAGCAAGCGGCUCAAGCCCAAGACCCUCCACGAGCUGCUGGAGCGCAUCAACCUGCAGGAACACACCUCCACGCUGCUGCUGAACGGCUACCAGACCCUGGAGGACUUCAAGGAGCUGCGGGAGACCCACCUCAACGAGCUGAACAUCACCGACCCCCAGCACCGCGCCAAGCUGCUCACGGCCGCCGAGCUCCUCCUGGAUUAUGACACAGCGAGCAGCGAGGCGGAGGAAGGGGACGGCUCCGCAGAGCAGCAUUCGCCCUCGGAGCCCAAGGGGGACAUUCCCCGGGACUCGGGCUGCUUCGAGGGAUCCGAGACCCUGGAUAGCAGCCGCGAGGAGGUCGAGCUGCCGAGCCCCGAGGGGCAGCUGCAGGCUCUGUCCAUGGCAGAGUCCUCCUGAGCCCCCACGGUGCUUUACGGGCUCUGGUGUGGCAGUGGACAGGGGGGAGAACUCAGUGGGGAGCGGGCGAAUGCCAGGGACGAGGCCCCACGGCAGGACUCUGCGCUGCAGGCAGGUCGGCCCCCCAGGCGUGCUGCCCCAGGAUGUUCUGUGCUGCCUCGCACCACCAUCCCCUGCAGCAGGUGCCCCAGGCACCGUGGGACAGCCCCAGCGAUGCUGCAGGUCUGCUUGCCUGGGCUGGGCUGCCCCUAUCGGGCCUGCCCCAUUUCAUCCACAGCUUCAGGAGCAUCUCUGGGAACCCUCAUCUGCCAGGCUAAGCAAAUGACAGUGCACAGGAGCCUGCAUCCUUGCAGGGAGAGCAUAGACAGAGCAAGCCCGGCGCUGAGCAAAUCAUGCAAGCAAGCAGAGGCAUCCAGGCAACAUCUCCACCAGCAAGGAGGACUUUGCCUUCCCCAAUCACCAUCCUCACACAGCCAAAGCAGAGGGGGGAAGAUGUGCUGGAGGUACAGCCGAGCCCUGAGAGCAGCCCAGCAGAGCACCAGCAGGCAGCUGGGGGAGAACCCCCAUGUUCCAGAGGGGCUGUGGGAGGAAGGGGGAUGACCUGUGCAGGUCCAGGCUUUCCCUACAGCCCUGUGGGACCAGACAGGCUGGUUCCUCCCAGCACCAGCUGCCCUAAGCAUCCUCGGGAAGGGGCAGGGCAGCUGCAGCACCAUCAGGGCCAGGAGGUGGGCAGGAGUGUGUACCACCUGCAACCAAACCCUGGGCUUAAGAGGACUGCAGCACUCAGACAGCCCAGGCCCUCACAGCUGCACUCAACCACCUCCAACUCCCACCCUGUAGUCUUGGACCUCUGAGCCUCGAGUUUGUUCCUUUACUUGAUCCCAAUAAAAGCGUGCUCUGGCCUUCAGCCUGCUUCCUACCUGCCCCAAAAGCUUGGGGAGGGAGCUGGGGAUGGAGCAAUUUAUCCUCCCAGGACUGGCCCGUGCUGCACUUGAUGGCCAUGUUCUGGGGAACAGCAGGACACAGGUAAGAUAAGGGCUGGCUGCAGCACUGCAUGGAUGUGUGAGGUGCACAGGGGACAAGGAAGGAAGCAGCUCACUUAGGGAAGCACAGACAAAGAGAGGCAGAGGCGAUAGCUCAGCCAUUUUCCAAAGCAAUUAAGUUUCCUUUGUUGUUUAAAAAAAAAAAAAAAAAAAAGAAGAAGAAGAAGAAGAAAAAACAACCCUCACCCUACCCCCACUUCCUUCACAAGAACCUGAACAGAGCAGACAGGAACCACAGGUGCAGGCAGCAUCCGUGACAGCCCAGCAGGCAGCAC